CAGCCCACACUUUCUCAACUUCCACCUCCGGUACUAUCGCUCUCUCUUUCUCUCAGUUUCAGAGAAACAAAGACCAACAUGAAAAUCAAUCAAUCUUGCUUUUCCUGUGCGAUUACUUUCCUAUUGAUCCUCCUGCAUCCCAAACACUUAACCCUGUCCCUCGCCGAGCUGGCCGCAUCCUCUUACGAUGCAGUCUUCUCCGCUGACCGGAGAUGUCACGGCCUGGAGAAAAAAGCCCGGACGAAGAACUCACUGACAACCUCCGCCGCUUGCAAAAACCAGACGCUCCGAUCAGGAACAGAGCUAUCGGGCUGCCAAAUAUGGACGGAAGCAUGGUCGGAGGCGGUGCUGGGAAUCGCGCGGCAACAGGAGAUGGUGGAGUGGCUGAAAAGAUUGAGGAGGAGGAUCCACGAGAAUCCGGAGCUGGCUUUCGAGGAAACCGAGACGAGCCGGUUGAUAAGAGAGGAGCUGGAUCGGAUGGAAGUUAGUUAUCGAUACCCUCUGGCCCAGACCGGUAUUCGGGCCUGGAUCGGCACGGGCGGUCCGCCUUUUGUUGCCAUCAGAGCUGACAUGGACGCACUCCCCAUUCAGGAAGCAGUGGAAUGGGAGUACAAAUCUAAAGUUGCGGGUAAAAUGCAUGCUUGUGGGCACGACGCACAUGUGACCAUGCUCGUUGGUGCUGCCAAAAUCCUCAAGAGUCGCGAGCAUUUAUUGAAGGGAACUGUGGUACUGAUAUUCCAGCCAGCGGAGGAAGCUGGGAAUGGAGCAAAGCGAAUGAUAGAAGAGGGUGCUCUGGAAGAUGUGGAGGCUAUAUUUGCCGCUCAUGUAUCCCAUCAGCUCCCAACCGGCAUUAUUGGUUCGAGGCCCGGACCUCUGCUCGCCGGCUGUGGCUUUUUCAGAGCUGUCAUUAGCGGCAAAAAGGCUCGAGCUGCCACCCCACACCACUCUCUUGAUCAACUCUUGGCUGCUUCGGCCGCUGUCAUCAGCUUACAGGGUAUUGUUUCUCGAGAAUCAGACCCAUUAGAUUCCCAGGUUGUCUCAGUGACUUCUUUCGACGGAGGAAACAAUCUUGACAUGAUACCGGACAGAGUGGUUCUCGGUGGGACUUUCAGAGCUUUCUCUAACGCAAGCUUUUACCAGCUCCUUGAAAGAAUAGAGCAGGUGAUGGUGGAACAAGCCAGCGUCUACAGAUGCUCGGCAGAAGUAGACUUCUUCGAAAAGGAAUACACCAUUUAUCCUCCGACAGUGAACAAUGAUAGAACUUAUGCGCACGUGAGGAAAGCGGCGACGGAUUUGCUGGGCGAAACAAGUUUCAGGGUGGUCCCACCCAUGAUGGGUGCCGAAGACUUCUCCUUCUUUUCGGAGGUCGUGCCGGCUGCUUUCUUCUACAUAGGGAUCAGGAACGAGACGCUGGGAUCUACUCACACCGGGCAUUCUCCUCUUUUUAUGAUCGAUGAAGAUGUUCUUCCCAUCGGCGCUGCCACUCACGCCACCAUUGCCGAAAGGUACCUCAUUCAACACCAUUGAUUCCGCGUAUUUCUGGGCAGGCUCUCGUGUCUCCGGUUUGAACUUAUUCACAACUUCUGUACAAAAUUAGAAAAGAAAACUAGAAAAGUUAUGUUGUUCUGGAGUUGUUACUUGGGUUGGGCUUGUAGAGAUAGAGUCAGAACAAAGCCCAUCCUGUAGCGAAGUGGAGAUCCAGAAAAGUUGUCAUAUGGAUUUAAUGUCAAGUUUGUCGAUGAUGCUUCAAUUCUAUUGAUUUUGAGGCAGA
Messenger RNA from Prosopis cineraria, 1771 nucleotides. RefSeq names its product IAA-amino acid hydrolase ILR1-like 6. Gene Ontology annotation, biological process: auxin metabolic process; jasmonic acid metabolic process. Lineage: Eukaryota; Viridiplantae; Streptophyta; Magnoliopsida; Fabales; Fabaceae. Gene Ontology annotation, cellular component: endoplasmic reticulum. Gene Ontology annotation, molecular function: IAA-Ala conjugate hydrolase activity. The record is from RefSeq and is a predicted model, not a curated record. The transcript has 5 exons. Bases 79 to 1527 code for a protein of 482 amino acids.